AGUGAAUUCAAGGGGAAUCCCCCGCGAGCCAUCCUCCAAUUCCUCGUCCUCCUCCACAUGCAACUCUCACCUCUCAAGCACCUGCGCUCGGCCCGUCAUGUCCAACGUCGACGUUGAUCUAGGGGACCUCUUGGCCAAAGUACUCCCCACCGACGUGAAGCUGACCAUUCGCCAUGUCUCGUCGGUGCCGACUCGCUGUGUAGCGCUCUUUGCGCCACCUCCCGGCGAGGAGCCCGAGUCUACCUUCUGCGAGAAUCACUUCCUGACGGUCUCCAUUGCCGCCGACGCCGACAAGAACGCCGCUGCCUCCUCGUCAUCGGAGCUCAUCGUCUUCGGCAUCGAGGUCCUCGUCUACAGCACCGCGCACCUCACCACCAUCUUCGUCUCCAAGGCCGACUCGACGGGCCACCUGCACCUCCUCCGGAACGCCCCCAAGAUCUCGCUCCUGCGCCGCGUCUCGAACACCUUCCUCUCCUUCCUCGUACAGACCCGCCAGCGCCCGGGUGUCCGCCUCGUCGUGUCACUGUUCGCCCGCGCCCAGAACCAGUACCUCUUCCCGGGGAGCAUCGAGAACGCCGAGAAACACGUCCUCGACGACCGCGGCCUCAUAAAAUGGUGGUGUCGCGUCGUGGACCCCAUUCUGCGCGAAUACGAGCCCGAGUCGCGCUCCCACGAGAAGGGCCUCCUCGACCGCACCAUGGAGUCCUCGCGCAGCUCCGCCACCGCGUUCCUGAUCGUCCCGAGCUGCGACCGUUUCGAGACCCGGAGCUUUUUUCCCCCCAGUGCCAAAUCCGACGACGGAGACCGCCCCCGCUGGCUGAAUUCCUACCCGCUUCGUCAGCUGUGCGAUAAUCCCCACGCGCCGCCGCGCUGUCUCAUCCCGCGGUUUCCUGAUGACCCGAAGACGCGCUUCCUGGUCGACUUGGACGACGAGCUCCCUGGGAACAAGGAGCGGGAGGCCACCGGACAGUGGAGGAGCGUUCGCUCGCUGGACCAGUUCUGGGAGAUGAUGUCUUUUCGACAGGAGUGCUCGGCCGGCCGAUUGGUUGGGUUUCUGUGGUUGGUGAUUAAUCCGCCGGGGCUGGUGAAUUCGGUGCAGAUGACGAGCUCGAGAUUGGUGCAGCGGCCGAUGGAUAAGAAGGAGGAGGAGGAGGACGGUGGUGGUGCGCCCACUCCUACUUCCCCUACAUCAUCCGACAAACCCACCUCCACGACCGAUCAACCACAAUCGACCGUCCCUACUACCUCUCCGACAAACCCAAACCCAAACCCACCACCAACCCAACCCGCCGACUCGGACGCCUUCUACUGGCCCGAGGCCGGCCGCGGCCACGCCGUGCUCGGCGAAGAAGACUACAAAACCGCCAUCAACCACCUUCUCGAUCAGGACUUCUACAACGAGGAGGUCUCCAUCGCCAGCACCAGGGCCUGGAGUGAGAAGGUCGCCGCCGUCGCCGACCAGCUCUGGGUCGGCCGCGAAGUCGUCGGCAGGAACCCCAACGGCAAUGCGCCGCUGGCGCCGGUCGUGACCACCACGCUCAUGGACAGCGGACUGGUUCGCAAGCGCAAGAAACCCGACGCGGCGGAGCAGCUGGGUGCGGAGUCUGGAAAGGGGACUGGGGAUGCUGAGGCUGAAGCUGAGGCUGAGACUGUUAGCGCUGGUGUUGCUGCGCCGGCUGCAAAGGAGGAGACGGGGCAGCAAUCGUCCGGGGUGAAUGUGCUCCAGGCGAAUUUGAUCCGGAAGAAGAAGAAGGCUUAGAAUUUUUCCUUUGGGUCGAUUUGGAUGGUAUCUUUUUUCGAUCUUUUUUCUACAUGCAUUGGAGUUUUGAUCUUGGAAUAGGAAUCGGUGGUGUUUGGGGAACAUGAACAUUGGUCAGCGAAAUCUGCUUAUUCCAUACGGAUGCCUUUACUUAAUACAUUAUACGCUUUUUUUUGGUUGUGGCAAGGUGCUUUACCCAAGGUUGAGGUUGAGACCGAUGUCACGGCUUAUCAUUGUACUUUAGCUUCUCGCGAGAUUUAGUUCAGUUACACUUGCCAGAAUAAGACGUUU
Messenger RNA from Aspergillus steynii IBT 23096, 2050 nucleotides. Its product is annotated as H3 histone acetyltransferase RTT109. The record is from RefSeq and is a predicted model, not a curated record. Gene Ontology annotation, biological process: DNA damage response. Lineage: Eukaryota; Fungi; Ascomycota; Eurotiomycetes; Eurotiales; Aspergillaceae. Bases 98 to 1759 code for a protein of 553 amino acids. Gene Ontology annotation, cellular component: nucleus. The transcript has a single exon. Gene Ontology annotation, molecular function: histone H3K56 acetyltransferase activity.